AUAUCAAUGCAGCGUGUCGGCCGACCCUUCGGCGAAGUCCCUUCAAACCCUAGGGGCGACUUGCCUCAAACAAGCUGCUCGGCACUGCCCCGCGACUUAUGGAGUGAUGUCUUGAGGUUCUUGGGUCCCAGGGAGAGCGUCAAAGUAGCAUGCUUGGACAAGUUCUGUCGCAGUCUGGUGUACGGGAGCGAGAUCCUCUGGCAAAAGCACUGCCUUUCAAGAUGGCCUGAUUGCCAAGGCGGCUUGCAGCAUGUGGCCGACGCCAUGAGCUGUGGCUCUGGCGUGGCCGGCAACAGCAAUAGCAGGAACAGCCACAACAGCAGCAGCAGCAACAACGAUCCGGAAAGCGAUGCUGGGGUGGCUGGAGUUGACAGCUGCUACCCGCUCGCGACGUCGUGGCGCCAGCUAUACGGGGACCUGGCGGCUACCGCGACCUUUCGAAUCGCGUUCGAGGAUGCAGCUGCUGCGACUGAGGAGGCCCGCACUCGGGGUGAGAUGCAGCAUGCGCCCACGGUGGAACGUUUCGUGCAGGCGGUGCACGCACUGGGCCUGGCGGCGUGUGCCCACGUCUCGGUGCGCCGCUGCCGGGCGUACGGGCGGCACGUACACGAUGAGCUGGGCUGGUGGCUGGCGGAGCGGCCGCAGGCGCUUGUGCGCUUUGUACGCUCGCUGCACGUGGGGCUUCUGGAUGCACAGCUGUGCGGCAGCUCUACGCUCGCGCGCAUGUGGAGCAGCACGUACUGCUGGCAGCGCAGUGCGGUACAGUUCCUGUUGGAGGCGCCGUUCUGGGACCGGUACGGCCAACUGCACCAACACCAGCAGCACCAGCAGCAGCCACCGCUGGCGGGGGUGGUGGCGGCGGGGGACGCCGGCCAGUGGGCGGCAUUGCAGCGCCUACUCAGAGAGUGCGAGGCUCUCGAUGCGACCAUUCGACGGCUGCACAAGGACGUGCCGGCAGCCAUGAGCCUGGGCCUGGCGGCGGUGGGCUGUAGCACCGCCGACUCGGAGGCCCUAGCAGCAGCAGCGGAGCCGUCUGUUAGCGGCGGUAAGCUGCCCAGCUUUGUGGCGGGCGGAGGGGGCCAGGGUCUCUGCCAGCGGGGGCUCUGCUUCGAUGACGUGGAGGAGGAGUGGCGGGCGGGCGGCCACGCAGAGAGCUCGUCGGGUCGCGGCGGGCUGCUAGCGUGCCGGCGGCUGGUGGAGCCCCGCUCACACUGGUGGGCGUGGAUGCCGUGAGGGGAAGGAAGGUGCGCACAAGGGCGCGCGAAGGUAAGGCGGCACGCGUGUCGCCACAGUCGUGGCUGCUGUGGUUUUGGCGCCGCCUCCGGCGGCUUCCGUGCCCACUGACACACCUGACGGCACGGGCUAUGCCGCCGGCAGCCGGAAAUGUCAGCAGGCCAAUAAUCUUUGGGAGGUUUAGGCAGUUGAGGUUGUGGUGCAGCUGUCAGUGACAUGGCAGGAGAAUCAGUAGUAGAAGCAACGGGGCAUACGGAAGGCACUUAUAUUGAGUGCGUGGUAGGGGCGUCGUAGUUGUUGCAUUUCAGACUUGUAUGGCAGGUGGCGCUAAACAGAACUGUGCAGGAUGGUGAGUCGCCAGGUCCUGCAAGGGCUGGAGCAAAGACGCAGGAGGUGGCGAGCGUGUGGGUGGAUCCGAGGCAGCCGGGGCAAAGGCGUGGCCUGACACUGUGGUAAUGCGCGAUGGUGCGCAGGAGAAGCAGACGCUUACCUAUAGUUGUAUAUGAGCAACAAGCAGCAUUAUUCUCCGUGUUGCAGAACACGGGCGUGAGCAAUUACUUCACCACAGAAACAGUGUAAG
Messenger RNA from Chlamydomonas reinhardtii, 1813 nucleotides. RefSeq lists its product as uncharacterized. Lineage: Eukaryota; Viridiplantae; Chlorophyta; Chlorophyceae; Chlamydomonadales; Chlamydomonadaceae. The transcript has 9 exons. The record is from RefSeq and is a predicted model, not a curated record. The coding region runs from base 265 to 1233 and encodes 322 amino acids.